Aplosporella prunicola CBS 121167 is the source of this 1095-nucleotide messenger RNA. RefSeq lists its product as uncharacterized. NCBI's taxonomy places the organism in Eukaryota, Fungi, Ascomycota, Dothideomycetes, Botryosphaeriales, Aplosporellaceae. The record is from RefSeq and is a predicted model, not a curated record. The transcript has a single exon. The annotation marks the transcript as partial.
UAUACAGGAAACAGUAAAGCCAGCGCCCGCGCAUCUCAGAUGUUCCACAGAUGCCUUGAAAUGCACCAAUUCUGCGAUACGGGGCGCGACCAACAUUAUUAUCCUAAGAGGUUGCUGGACUUGACAGGAGACCGUCCACGUUUGAUCUUAACUGAAAUGGAUCCACCAAAAGGACCUUAUGUCACGCUCAGCCAUUGCUGGGGCAAAGAUCCCAAUUUUCUGACUCUCAACACCGGAAAUAUUUCGACUUUACAAGCCGGAAUACCGCAAGCGCAGCUGCCCAAGUCUUUCGCACAAGCGACUAAAGUCUGCAACUGGCUGCAAGUCGGCUAUCUCUGGAUUGAUUCUCUGUGCAUUCUCCAAUCCGGUGAAGGCAGCGAUGAAGACUGGAAAUUUCACGCCACGGCCAUGGCUUCAAUAUAUGCGAAUGGAAUUGUCAGCAUUUCUUCAGCAUGUGCAACCUCUCCGCAUCAGGGCUUUUUCAGGAAGCGCGAGUCGGCUUCAACUCGCCUAACUACCGAAAGAUGGCAUCAGUUUGGGGACGGGACUAAAGCAUUUGCCUUGGUCGACGCAGAUAUGGCAGAACGACAGCUUUAUACCCAACCUCUGUUUUCCCGCGCCUGGACUUUGCAGGAGCGGUUACUGGCGCCUCGGGUUCUGCAUUUCGCUGAGGAGCAGAUCUGGUGGGAAUGCGUCGAGGGUCCGACGUGCUGCGAGAUGCUCCCAGAGGGCUUCCAUUGGAGAAACAAAGACGGGCUGAGCAUUCCACCCUGCUUCAGCUUCUCUGUCUCACAAAAUGCAUCUACCGAUAAAGAGAUGUACCAUGACUCCCUCAGACUACGGAAGGAGUGGGACACUGUCGUCAGGGAUUACACGAGUCGCAACCUGACCUUCCCCGACAAAGAUAAAUUUCAUGCUCUAGCUGGUGUGGCAGAGCGUGUGGCAGCUCUAAAAGACGACGAGUACUUAUUGGGAUUCUUUCGCAAGGAACUUCCAGAAAGCUUGUUAUGGAAGCAAGCGAGUGCUGUGCGAGCGCCCAACAUCUCUAGAGCGCCGACAUGGAGCUGGGCCAGUAUGGACGGGACAAUUGAACCU